AUGACAUUUAGCUCCAUUUCCAAUUUGUGGAACAAAUGGAACAUCCGAGGCAUCGUCAUAUUGAGCCUCUCGCUUCAAGUCUUUCUUAUUCUAUGUGCACCUCUUAGAAAGAAAAUAGCGAAAUCCCACGUCGUUUUCCUCUUGUGGUUGACCUAUUUGAUGGCUAAUUGGGUAGCUACAUUCGGGAUCGGGCUCAUUUCUCAUAGCCAAGGCAAUUCGUGCACUCGUGCAACAGGAGUAGACGAAGCACUUCAUGCAUUUUUGGCCUUAUUUCUAUUGUUACAUCUUGGUGGUCCAGACACCAUUACUGCCUUUUCUCUAGAGGAUAGCUCGCUUUGGCGACGACACCUGCUCGAUCUCAUCUUCCAAGUCGGUGUUGCCAUCUAUGUUUUUUGGCAGAUAUUUCCUAGUGACAAGUCACUAGUGAUCCCAACGAUGAUGGUGUUUCUUGCUGGGCUCAUAAAAAAUGCGGAGAGGACACUGGCACUCAAUCUCUCGAGCCUUCCGAGGCUUAGGGAAUGGAUGAUCAUAUCUAACGAGGUAAGAACGGAUGCAUGUUCGAAGUUAGCUGAAGAACUCAAAGUUCUAGAGAAUGGAUAUUCUGAAGAAGAAGAAGCAAAGAUUGACGAGAGCAUUGUGGUGAAGCAUGCUUACUACUUCUUUCAAAUAUUCCAGGUUUGCCUUGCAGAUCUCAUCUUCUCAAAUGAAGAACGCCUCUUAAGCCGUGAAUAUUUCUGCAAAGUUUUUGCGAUGAAUGCUUUAAGGGUGAUAUCAGUUGAACUCCAAUUCAUGUAUGAGGUGCUCUGCACAAAAGUGUUGGCAAUACGCUCUAAGUGGAGCUACAUUUUCCGCUUCACAGCCUUCACCGAGGUUGCAAUGGCUCUCGUCCUGUUCAAUCGCUUCAAGAGUCAUCAGCUCCCUGAACUCGAUGUGGAAAUUACUUUUAUCCUUCUUUACGGAGGGAUUGCCCUUGAUGUGAUAGCUCUGUUCAUGGUCAUUUUCUCCGAUUGGACUGUUGUCGGAAUCAUGCACUACAAAACAAGAUCAUCUAAACUAAAUUCAUUUCUCCAUGAGUUGGUAUCCGCCACGGAUGACCUGAGGAAGCCCAUAUGUGAAGUAGAGCCUAAUGCCAAUGCUAUGUACGCAGUCUUAGACACACCAUUCAUAUUUCGAAGGUGGUCAGAAUCCAUCUAUGCUUGCAACCUUUUUUCCGAGUUCUGUAAAAGGAGUUCAAGAAAGAUGUAUAAACGCGAUCAGCACUCGGGCAUCAUCACUUUUUCAAAUAUCUGCAGUUUUUCAGUCCAUGUGGCUGAGAAGAUCAACUCUUGCUACCACCAAGCUCGUGGGAUAAUCACCGGAAGGAAAUUAUCAAUCAUUGUGACUCCGAGGUACGUGUCCAAGAAUCCCUUUAUUAAGAAGCUAUGGAUCUUUAUCUUCAAUGAGGUGAGACGUAAAUCCAGAGACGUGCAUAAUCCAACAGAGGCGAGGAAGAUGUUUGAGGCUAGAGGUGAUAUGUUUCUCCAGAGUAGACCGGAGGGGAUCCAUUGCGGCAAUCUUAUAGAGAAUGUCACCAAGACUACUUACCACAGCAGUAUUAUAAUGUGGCAUAUUGCUACUGAAAUCUGGUACAACAUAGAGAUACCCACAAAAAGAAAUGAUGAAAGGGAAUUCAGCAAGAUCCUUUCCGACUACAUGUUGUAUCUUUUACUUAAUCAGCCUGAUGUGGUGUCUGCUGUAGCGGGUUUUGCCCAAAUCACAGCAGCAAACAUUUUGUUCCUGUUAGAGAACAUCAGCGAUGCCAAGGAUGUGGAGGAGCUAUGCAAGACAUUGUACGAGGAUACUUUUAUUCAAAUCAUGCUUGCUAAAACCUUGCUUUGCCAGGGGAUCGAGUUGGCCCAAAAGAUGAGAAGCCUCGAGGAAAGGAAGUGGAUGGUGAUGAGCGGAGUUUGGGUUGAGAUGCUGUCUUAUGCAGCAGGUCAUAUUAAGGGAGAGGCACAUAUGCAGGUGCUGAGCGAAGGUGGAGAGCUUCUUGCCUUUGUAUGGCUGUUGAUCGCUCACUUCGGUUGUUUGUACAAACCUGAAUGGGGCGUCUAUGGGGAAUAUGUGUUCGGGACGGAAUAGGAAACACAAAAUGAUGAUGGAAAUCAAGAGGAAGCUGAUUGAUUAUGACCGAAUGAAGAUUUCAACCAUUACCGAAUUCUUUUGGUUGUUGCCAAAUUAAAGCCUAGCUCUACUCUCCUUUCCAUUCUAAGUAUCUUGUUUUUAUCAACAACUGGGUUCAUUGAUUGUUAUUCGACAACCAGUUGAAAAAUUAUUCUUCUCUUCCAUGAGAAGAAUAUGCUCCUUUUCUUUGUUUAAUAUUUGAUGCUAAAUUUCAAAGGGGAGAUGGGAAUGUACUUUGGCUUUUCUCCCACCUCCUUUGCUCUGUCGCUAUUUGUAGCUUUGAGCCACCGUGAAUGCCUUGUCCACUCAUUCUA
Messenger RNA from Syzygium oleosum, 2477 nucleotides. RefSeq lists its product as uncharacterized. NCBI's taxonomy places the organism in Eukaryota, Viridiplantae, Streptophyta, Magnoliopsida, Myrtales, Myrtaceae. The record is from RefSeq and is a predicted model, not a curated record. The transcript has a single exon. Bases 1 to 2121 code for a protein of 706 amino acids.